AUGAAGACUCGUGGUUUGAAGGUUACUUUUAACGAUGAGGGUCGCCUUACCACUUUCAAACCUUCCGAUCCAUUUGAGUAUGAGAAAACAAAAGUGAGAAAAGUCUACGGUACAAAAAUUACACAGGCUUUACUAGCCUCUUUACAUGAUAUUAACUCAAAGAUCGCCACUUCAAAUACAGUAAACCUUGACACUCCUAAUUUAGCCUGUGUUAACUCUGAACAUACCGAUGUUCAGGAUGAUCCAAAACCACAAAAUUUACAAACCGACAAAUCACAUCUUAUAGAUGAGAAUUAUGUGAAAAUCAUAUCUGAUAAGAUAUGCGACUCUUGUUAUGAUAUGUACUCGCACUGUAAUCGGACUUUUAAGCGUAAGAUAUUUGAAAUUUGUUCUAACAUAAAACGUGAGAGUAAUUCUGAGCUUCGUGAGAAGAUUCUGACUAGGAAAAUGUCAAUUUCUCAACUGCUAACCACUGAAACUGUGGAACUUGCCCCUGAGGAUGUUCGUGAGAAACGCCGCCAAGAUAUCGAAAAACACUAUAUAAGGAACGUUAUAAUCAAGGAUUCAGACACUAUUAUACCUAACUCUCAAAAUUUUUUACCAGAUGAUUCACUUUCCAUUGACUCUUCUAUUAAUAAAAAACCUGUUUCGCCAGUUACUUCUCAAAGAAUUGAAAUCAAUAGUUUAAGUAAAUUAGGCACUGAAAAUGCAGAUCUAUCUAAGGACGAAAAUCCUGACAUAAUGGCAAGUUUGAAUAAGAUAAGUGAGCUGUACACCAUGAACAAGAAGACUAGAAUCAUAGAAGACGAUGACAUAAAGUUAUUGAUUCCACCAAAAUCUGACUUUUACAAGUUUGAAAACGUCUAUGAGAGGAUUUCUAAACGUUUAAACUCGCUUCCAACUAAUUUAUCCAGGCCAUUUUGGGACCCAUUCAACACUGCAACGAAGCGUGUUGAGCUUUUAAUGGAAAGAUCUUCAAUUUUGAAAAACACCUUCCAAUAA
This is a messenger RNA of Theileria annulata, 1002 nucleotides long. RefSeq lists its product as uncharacterized. NCBI's taxonomy places the organism in Eukaryota, Apicomplexa, Aconoidasida, Piroplasmida, Theileriidae. The transcript has a single exon. Gene Ontology annotation, biological process: DNA-templated transcription. The record is from RefSeq and is a predicted model, not a curated record. Bases 1 to 1002 code for a protein of 333 amino acids.